ACCACUCGCAAGCACAUUAGCCAGCAGCUCAGCAGCAGCACAGGAAGAUGGGAAGCGCCGGAGCCACCCUCGUCCGCUUCCUGCUGUUGGCGUCGAUCGUGGCCGGGUUCGCGGCGCAUCUCGCCGCGGGGGAGAAGGACUGCUACGACGAGAGGGACAGCGUCAUCCGCAUGUGCAAGUGGACCAUCAAGAAGGGGAGCCCCUACCUGACCCCAGACAUGCCCUGCCGCCUCGAGGCGAGGAAGGUGGACAUGCCCUGCAUCUGCCGCGUGCUCACCGCCGCCGACGAGCGGAUCAUCAGCCCCGAGAAGCUCGUACGCUGCUCCCGCGAAGCCGGCGUCGCCCUCCCCGUCGGGAGCAAAUGCGGGACCUACACAAUCGUGGCGCCAGCGCCGCCAUGCGCGCAUGCGUGAGGAGUUCCGAUCACGGGAUCGUGCGAGAGGAAGGCGAGGGAAGGGCCGGAGGAGAUGUCAGGGGAGAAUAACUGAAUAAAUGCGCGCGUGCGGCGUGCCUGUACGCUGAGCUGUAGUGAGCUACCGUAGAAUGUAUCGUCUGCCAUGGAUGCAUGAUACCCUGAGAUCCGAGUAAUAAUAAUAAAAGCCUUCCUUCUAAAA
Molecule: messenger RNA, 614 nt
Organism: Aegilops tauschii subsp. strangulata
Lineage: Eukaryota; Viridiplantae; Streptophyta; Magnoliopsida; Poales; Poaceae
Source: RefSeq, a predicted model, not a curated record